UACCCCCUACAAGAGCUACAGUUUUGGAGAUGCCCUGACUUGUCAUCUAGCCAUCACAAUAUCUUGUCAAAGUCACUCAAAACCUUAUUAGUUGUAAUGUCACAACUAGGUUAACUUACCGGUGAUACAGAGAAGCUUUACCACUUUUCAUAUGUAACAACAUUUGCGAUGAUAUAUACUGUAGAUACACACUGACUGAAGAAUAUAGUGUCAUUAUUGUUAUUGCAGUAAUUAUUGAGCUUGGCAGGUGUUGUCUUACUUUGUCCAUCAACAUUCACGUCUCCAUCCUGCAGUUUUCUGACACCAGAGAGUUGAUGUCGCCUUCCCACCUGCUCCUCCCUCAUCACUUUAUUCUCUUGUGGGAAACACUGUAAAGGCCAAUCCUUUUAUGGCUGUUAAUGAUUCCUGACCAAACACAAAGAUACUGGACGCCCCCUCACUUUAAUUUUCCUAUUAUGCGUGUGCUGACUUGCUUUGUAUUUGCUGUUGACAGGACUACAUGGCCUGUAAUCACGUACACCACCUCUCUCAUUCAGCUGUUUUCACCUCUGUUCAGCUCUCUUCUCUACACCUGCUGGUCUGAGGGGAGCACACUGACAGAUCAGAUAGCAGAUAGGUAGACUAUAUAAGAGUGGUACACUGUAGUUUUAGUAGACAGACUGAAAAAUUCAGAGGAAAUCAUCUAUGAAUACAGCUCUCUGUUCAUUUUCUCUUUGCAGGUUUUCUCAAACUACACACCUCAAUGUGUAAGGGGCUCUCCUCCCUGCCCUCCUCAUGCCUGGAGAAGGCAAAAGAGAUGCGGGUGAAGUUAAGCCACCUGGCUGAGACGCACCACAAGCAAAAGGUUCAGGAUGCAAAAGCUUUUCAGGACCUGGAAACUCUGCUGAACACCAAGAGUGGUCUGCAGGUAUUUCGUGAGUUCCUGCGUUCAGAGUUCAGUGAGGAGAACAUCAUGUUCUGGCUGGCCUGUGAGGACUACAGAGUUUCUCCUUCAAAGACCAAGGCCACCAACAUCUACAACCAAUUUAUCAACCCUGACGCCCCGCAGGAGGUCAACUUGGACGCUGAGACCCGGGAGGCUCUGUUGAGUGUGAUGGACUCCGUGUGUGCCAACACAUUCAACAACGCCCAGCAGAGGAUCUACACUUUGAUGGCCAAAGACUCCUUUCCCAGAUUCCUGCGUUCUGCUCACUGCAUGGACGCCAUUAAGGCUUUCUAAACAUACACUGUUUUAUUAUUACCACAGACCUGCUUUAGAUAUAAGUGCUGAUGAAUCUGUACUGCUUGACAUGUUGAUUGUAUUUUAACAACUAGCUUGUUUUGUGAUUGUAUUUCAUGUAAUAGUGCUGUCUUUGUGCACUGUAUGCAUGUCAGCUAAUGUAAUGACACUGAGCGGAGACAUAGUUAAAGUCUCACAUAUAAACCUCAUUUAUGAAGCUUAAAUGUAGACGCAACAACAAUGCACCUCUAAACUGUAUAAGCUACAAGUGAUUUAAAUGAUGACAAGUGAUUUAA
This is a messenger RNA of Larimichthys crocea (large yellow croaker), 1515 nucleotides long. RefSeq names its product regulator of G-protein signaling 5. The record is from RefSeq and is a predicted model, not a curated record. The coding region runs from base 743 to 1219 and encodes 158 amino acids. The transcript has 5 exons. NCBI's taxonomy places the organism in Eukaryota, Metazoa, Chordata, Actinopteri, Sciaenidae.